CGUUCUAGCUUCGCCUUCCUUCUUCUUCGUUCGUCGUCGUCACCUCACCACGCUCCGCUAAUAUUUUAUACUAAAUCAAUCAUGUCCGAAUCCGGCUUUUUCUUGUCCAAACAAUUAAAAGUUUAUGUAUAGUUUAAUUAAUAAGAUUAAAUUUUGUCCCUUUCGAGAUUCUAUUGUUUUAACUUCCAUAGAAACUGCAUCUCCAUUUUCAUUUGAGUUUUCCUGAGAUCUUUUAGAGCGGAGCUGAAUCUGGGUAAUUUUGAAUCUCAUUUUGUGACUUCAUUGCAAUUUCUGAUAAGCCCUUUGCUUUUGUUUCUCUCUUAAAUGAUCUGUGUCUCUGGUACAUAACACGAUUUCACCUUGAGAUGUUCGAUAAUGGUGAUUCUGGUCCAGGCUUUGGUUUUCUUCCGAUAGGAGUACAUGUGAUAACUAGCGGGUUUUAGAUUGCUGGAUGGAUUUCGCAUUAUUUUCAUCUAUGCAAAGAAAUGAGUUCGAUUUCACAGUGCUAGUCAUGCUUCUUUAUAUGUUUUGGUUGCAGCUAAAUUUUCACUCUUAUAUUCUCUGUUUUGCUGGAUAAAGUGGGGUUCGAUUCACAUUGUAAUAAGAAUAGUAAGUUUGGAUUGUAGAAGUAAAUUGCAGGAGAAUCUUUGAUCGCUACGUGUAAAAACUCUUAUGUUCACAAUGAUUGUAUGAUAUAAAAACUUUGUGAAUUGAGAGCCAUGGAAAUCUAGUUGAAGGGUUCUGAAAAAUCAGGUUUUUUCCCUAAUAAGAUGGUAAUUGUCAUAGGGAUGGGUUCUAAGUCCGUGGUUGACAUGAUACAAGCCUCCUCAGGGGUUCAUUUUUCUGGUUUCCAUGUGAACGGGCAAGUGAAUGGGUUGGAACCAAGAGCAGUUAAGGAAACCACUUCUGCAUCAGAAGAGAUCCAAAGACAGCCUUUCGUAAUAGGUGUUGCUGGAGGCGCAGCAUCGGGAAAGACUACUGUUUGUGAUAUGAUUAUCCAGCAACUGCAUGAUCAGCGUGUUGUACUUGUUAACCAGGACUCAUUCUAUCAUAGUUUGACUGAAGAAGAACUUGCUAGAGUUCAUGAAUACAACUUUGACCAUCCGGACGCAUUUGACACAGAGCAUUUGUUGUCUUGUAUGGAGAAAUUGAGGCAAGGGGAAGCUGUAGAUAUUCCAAAAUACGAUUUCAAAACUUACAAAAGCAGUGUUUUCAGAAGGGUAAAUCCUACGGAUGUAAUAAUUCUUGAAGGGAUACUUUUAUUCCAUGAUCCACGCGUCCGAAAAUUGAUGAACAUGAAGAUUUUUGUCUGUACAGAUGCUGACGUUCGUCUGGCAAGAAGGAUAAGAAGAGAUACUGUCGAGAAUGGUAGAGAUAUCGGCACAGUACUUGACCAGUACUCAAAGUUUGUGAAGCCUGCUUUUGAUGACUUCAUUCUUCCGACGAAGAAAUAUGCAGAUAUUAUAAUCCCUCGUGGUGGGGAUAACCAUGUAGCUAUUGACUUAAUUGUGCAACAUAUUUGCACCAAGCUGGGUCAACAUGAUCUAUGUAAAAUAUAUCCUAAUCUCUAUGUUAUACAGUCAACAUUUCAGAUAAGAGGGAUGCACACCCUUAUACGUGAUUCUCAGACAACCAAACAUGAUUUUGUCUUUUAUUCUGAUCGAUUGAUUCGGCUGGUCGUAGAACAUGGUCUUGGACAUCUUCCUUUUACUGAAAAGCAAGUGACUACUCCAACCGGAUGUGUAUAUUCUGGUGUGGAUUUCUGUAAACGGUUGUGUGGUGUCUCUGUGAUUAGGAGCGGUGAGAGCAUGGAGAAUGCACUGCGAGCAUGUUGCAAAGGUAUCAAGAUCGGGAAGAUCCUAAUUCACAGAGAAGGCGACAAUGGUCAACAGCUCAUCUAUGAGAAACUGCCAAAUGAUAUCUCGGAGAGGCACGUCCUAUUGUUGGAUCCUAUUCUCGGCACAGGAAAUUCCGCAGUUCAAGCUAUCAAUCUCCUUAUAAGCAAGGGUGUACCCGAGGGAAACAUAGUAUUUCUAAACCUUAUCUCGGCACCUCAAGGUGUUCAUGUGGUCUGCAGAAGAUUUCCAAGAAUGAAGAUAGUGACAUCUGAAAUCGAAAAUGGAUUAAACGAAGAGUUUCGUGUUAUUCCUGGAAUGGGCGAGUUUGGGGACCGAUAUUUUGGCACAGACGACGACUAGGACACUGUGGUCCUACAGCAUUAGUUGUCCCUUCCAUGGCCUGCAGUGCAGUUUAUCUAUGCAUUCAACAUCCUAUCCGCUACAACCGCUACACAAACUAUCGAAUGAAUUCCCUUUAACUAUGUUUAUUUCCAUUUAAUCCCCCUCAAGUUCUUCUUGGGAACAGUUUUGAUUCACUUAUGAAUUCCCAAGUGAGGGGUUGAUCGAACUCGGGACUGGGUACUCUGCAACUCCUGUGUAUCAUAACCAUAUAUAAUUAUCCUUGGAACUACUCCAUCUGCAACUCCUAUGUACCAUGGCAUGUAUAAAUAUCCUUGGAACUCUUGGCUUCAACGUCCAAAAAUAUCUCU
This is a messenger RNA of Eutrema salsugineum, 2548 nucleotides long. Its product is annotated as uridine kinase-like protein 4. Gene Ontology annotation, molecular function: ATP binding; kinase activity. The coding region runs from base 771 to 2198 and encodes 475 amino acids. Gene Ontology annotation, cellular component: cytoplasm. NCBI's taxonomy places the organism in Eukaryota, Viridiplantae, Streptophyta, Magnoliopsida, Brassicales, Brassicaceae. The transcript has 15 exons. The record is from RefSeq and is a predicted model, not a curated record.